UUGCAGUUGCAGACAGGAGAGACGACGUACCAGCAGGCCCCCCCGGGAAGAAGGGAGGAUCGUAUCCAAGGCGCGUGUUCCAUGGUGGACAUGGGCGGCACCGGCGAGGAGGAGGAGACGGAGGUCGGUGGCGCCGGCGAGCAGCAGCGGACGGAGAUGGAGAUCGGGUGGCCCACCGACGUGCGGCACGUGGCGCACGUGACGUUCGACCGGUUCCACGGCUUCCGCGGGCUCCCCGUGGAGCUGCAGCCCGAGGUCGACGGCAAGGCGCCCAGCGCAAGCAAGACGGUGUUCGGCGUGUCCACGGAGUCGAUGCAGUGCUCCUACGACUCGCGAGGGAACAGCAUCCCCACCAUCCUCCUGCAGAUGCAGCAGCGCCUCUAUCACCAGGGCGGCCUCAAGGUGGAAGGCAUCUUCAGGAUCACCGCGGAGGACAGCCAAGAGCAGUACGUCCGGGACCACCUCAACUCCGGCCUUGUACCGGACGGCAUCGACGUGCAUUGCCUCGCCGGACUCAUCAAGGCUUGGUUCAGGGAGCUGCCCGGCGGCCUGCUGGACUCGCUGCCGGCGGACGAGGUGACGCAAUGCCAGUCGGAGGACGACUGCGCCCGCCUCUGCACCAGGCUGCCACCGGCGAAAGCCGCCCUGCUCGACUGGGCCGUCAACCUCAUGGCCGACGUCGCGCGGGAAGAGAAGGCCAACAAGAUGGGCACGCGCAACGUCGCCAUGGUCUUCGCUCCAAACAUGACACAGACAGUAGAUCCGUUGACAGCGCUCAAGUACGCGGUGCAAGUGAUGAACUUCCUCAACAUGCUCAUCGAGCGAGCGCUCAAACAAACCGAUCAACCGCCGCAGCAAUCUUUCUGACGCGUCCUCUGAAGCUUAAUUCUGUGCUCCAAGCUCCUAUGACAAACUGAAGAGGCAUCACGCAUCACUAUUAUUGUCGUCACCUUCGAAUUAAUCAAAUUAAUUAAGUAGCAAUUUGUCGAGAGAUGUAGUAGAACUAAUGGUUUAAGUGUGUGAUCGUGGUUUGGUUUGAUUUGAUUACCGUAGGAUUCAGCAAAUCAGCGGCGUG
Molecule: messenger RNA, 1075 nt
Organism: Phragmites australis (common reed)
Lineage: Eukaryota; Viridiplantae; Streptophyta; Magnoliopsida; Poales; Poaceae
Product: rho GTPase-activating protein 4-like
Exons: 4
Coding region: 82-867 (261 amino acids)
Biological process (GO): signal transduction
Molecular function (GO): GTPase activator activity
Source: RefSeq, a predicted model, not a curated record